AUGCGAGGAAACGUGGGCUCGAAUGCCUCGAGCUGGCAACGCUGCAUCGGCCGCGACACGCCACCCGCGGUGACACGAGUCAAAGGUCACAGCGCCACUUCACUAAUGUCUUCGUCAUCUAAACAAUCGUUUUCACAUGGAUCCCAUAAACUCACCGUGAUAAAACCGUGUAGCGUGAUCAAACGUGGCUCGCGGCCCGCGCCCGAGCGGCCGAGCCCGCGGCCCGUGCUGCGUGGCGCCGUCUCGCUCGCACCCCCCGCUCCCCGCCCCGCCCGUCUCGCUCGCACCCGCCGCCCCCUCCGCGCCUCGCGCCGACCCCCCGCCCCCGCCGCGCCACCGACGCCGCCUGGCGGCCGCGCGCGGAACUCUCGUGCACUAAAAGAAUAUUCAAGGAAGUUGUGUUGCGCAAUUCGUUCUGUAAAUAUUGUGUUCGAAGUGCCAAUUCGUGUCCGUGCGUGUGAGUACGGUGUCGAAUCCCGUUUGGAGGCUUUUUUGGACGGAUUUAUGCUUAAAGGUUAUCGGUGGUGGUGCAGUGUGGUGGUGUGUGUAGUG
This is a messenger RNA of Brenthis ino (lesser marbled fritillary), 552 nucleotides long. The record is from the annotation of a GenBank genome assembly. Lineage: Eukaryota; Metazoa; Arthropoda; Insecta; Lepidoptera; Nymphalidae.